Molecule: messenger RNA, 1494 nt
Organism: Populus euphratica (Euphrates poplar)
Lineage: Eukaryota; Viridiplantae; Streptophyta; Magnoliopsida; Malpighiales; Salicaceae
Product: DnaJ (DUF3353)
Exons: 5
Coding region: 181-1029 (282 amino acids)
Cellular component (GO): chloroplast membrane
Source: RefSeq, a predicted model, not a curated record
AUCGCUAUCACACGCUAAUUAUGAAAUUCUUUUUUUAACUCACUCCAAUUGAGCAGGGUUUUAGGACCUAUCUUCUUCUCGCUUUUCUCCCCUCGCUUCCCUCCGUAUCCGUUGCAUCGGCAGCUCAGACGAUACAAGAUUAAAUUUUUCACUCUUCUCAAUCCCGAAUUCAGUGUAAAGAUGUUUGUGUCUGGACUCACCGGUAAUCCAUGCUGUCUACGGAUACCAUUACAUGGCCCGAGGACUCCGUCUAGACUAGAUUCAGCGUUUCUGAAUGCUGAGGAACCUAUAGACAAUGUUAAAUUGCUUGGUCCCAAAAGAAGUUAUUUGGCUGGUUCUGUACAGAGAUGUAAUGUAAAGGAAACUUACUUGGUUAAAUGUGCAAUGGAUGCUUCCUAUGGUGGUGAUAUGACCAAUGAUCGACCAGUUGUUUUCCCAAGAAUCCAUGUAAGGGAUCCAUACAAACGACUUGGAAUAAGCAGGGAGGCUUCUGAAGAUGAAAUUCAAGCUGCAAGGAAAUUCCUUAUUAAUCAAUAUGGUGGGCACAAACCAAGUGUGGAUGCGAUUGAAUCAGCUCAUGACAAAAUAAUCAUGCAGAAGUUUUACGAUAGGAAGAACCCAAAAAUUGACUUCAAGAAAAAAGCUAGGGAAAUGAAGCAGUCUCGUUUUAUGCAGUUUGUCAUAAACAGGUUCCAGACUCCAUCAACAAAUGUUAUUAUUAAAUCGGCAAUUGCAUUUUUAGUACUGGGUGCUCUGACUUUUCUCUUUCCAACUGAAGAAGGUCCAACCCUUCAGGUAGCCAUUUCCUUGAUCGCUACUACAUAUUUUUUACAUGAGCGGCUGAAAAACAAAUUGUGGGCUUUUCUUUACGGGGUUGGAUCUUUUAUUUUCGCAUGGCUGUUGGGAACCUUCUUGAUGGUAUCUGUGAUUCCACCGUUGCCAUUGGUUAAAGGACCAAGGAGUUUUGAAGUGAUUACAUCAUUGAUAACUUAUGUGUUACUUUGGGUUUCAUCUACUUACUUGAAGUAGUGCCAGAUUCUAUAGUAAAAGCUCCCAAUACAAGGCUGCAAUUUUGUUGGAAUGGGUGUUAUUGAUAAGUGGGUCAUCAAUUGUGCAUUUUUGCUUUAAGCCAGAUCGUCUUUCUAACCAUAGCAAUGAUGCUUAUAGUGAGUGUUAGCUUUUUUCAAUGAGCCUCCCAAAGUAGGAAGAGAAGGUGUGUAUGACUGUUCUGUUGUUUUGCUAUCAAUGUAAAUGGAGGUGUAUCCAUCAUAUGGACAAGUAUUACAUUUCGUGUUCUUUCUCUGCAUUUUGUUAUAGAAUCGUCGUGGAAUAUGAGGAAUCUUUCUCCCCUAAUCAUGCCUGUGGAAAAUUCGUGUUGGGGGCUUAGAUUUUUUUUUAUCGAUGUAAGAGUUUUUGUCGACUUGUUCACUUAAGCUGUAAGGUGCUCCUGCAAUUGGUGGUUGAGGGUGGUCUAAUUUCGUUUUUUGUAGCCCU